CCCGACGUUUCAAAGCGCGGGGUUCGUUUUUGAAAUUGACCAGAGCCGCGGCGGCGGAUGGGGUGCACGCUGUGCACGAUGACGGUGGGCGAACCAGUUGCUGGUGUGCCAACAGCAGCAUCGUCCGAGCGGCAGUUGGAGUUGGAACGCUCGGAAGCGCGAGUCCAACGUGGCGUCACGAGUGUGACGGAAGGGGUAGUCGAGCUCAUGUUGCGAGGUCGACGCCAGGGCAUCUUCAACGACGACUCAGACGAUGGAGCAGCGGCUGUCGACACGGACGAUGUAGACGUCGAUGUUCCAGUCACGCUCUCCAUGGAAGACACGCUACUGAUUGUCGAGUCGUUGCGCGCAAACGAACUGUUUUCGUGCCUCGAACCGUCGCAACUCAACAUCCUUGCAAAGCGCAUGACGUUGCGCCGCGUACAAGGCGGAGAAUUCGUGUACUCACAAGGAGACCUUGGCGACACGUUCUACAUUAUCAAGUCAGGCCACUUCGACGUGACGACAAACGACGAUCGAUUGCGUGCACUCGUGGUCGGCAACUCGUUUGGCGAACUCGGCUUGUUGUACAAGUGCAUUCGCUCCGACACAGUUGGACUGAGCGACGAAGGCGGGAACGUUGGCGAGUUGUUUUGCUUGAAGGGCCGAACAUUUCGAGACAUCGUGGCGAAAAUGUCGACGGGGUCGAUCAACAUCUCAAAGGAUGCACUGCGCAGAGUCUCGCUGCUCGAAUCGCUCACGGAAAGCCAACUCGACACCGUUGCCGAAGCGGUCCGAGCGUUGCAUUUUCGAGAAGGAGACAUCAUCGUGCGCAAGGGCGAGCAAGGAAAUGUCUUGUACAUGAUCCAAGCGGGCACGGUCGUUUGCACGGACAUUGGGGCAUUGAAUGACAUUGAGCUCGGCGACGGCGACUACUUUGGCGAACGCGCCUUGAUCAAGGAUGAGCCUCGCGCCGCGACAGUGUAUGCCAAAACGGACGUCCACGUCAUGGCGCUCGAUCGCGGCGUGUUUACGACCGUGCUUGGCCCGCUCCACGAGAUCAUCAAGCACAACCUCAUGAUGCGAUCGGUCCAGAGCAUUCCCCUACUCAAAGACCUCUCCGACGUUCAAAAGCAACAGCUCAUCGAGCGAACGCCGUUGGUCCCGUUCGCGCCAAACCAAGCCAUUUUGACGGAAGGCGAGGUCGGCAACGACUUUUACAUCGUCGUCAGUGGCAAGGUCCAUGUAACGCAAGCCGCGGGCGAUCGCGUCGUGCACUUGAACACGCUGUCGUGCGGCGAUUACUUUGGCGAAAAGGCUGCGCUCCAGCACGUACCCGCGCGGCGGAAUGCAACCGUGACGGCCGCCACCGCCGUGGAAUGCCUCGUUGUCGACCCCACGCUCUUCCAGUCGAUCAGGGAGCCCAUCCAAACAGCGCUCGAGUCCAACAUGGACGCAAGAAACCAAAUGAGCCAAGACAAGAUCUUUGCCGCGUCCAUCACGGUGGCGUCCCUCGAACGGAUCAAGGUCCUCGGCAUCGGGUCGUUCGGCCUCGUGUACAUUGCGCGGCACACGCCGUCGGGCCGGUUCGUGGCGGUGAAGGAAAUGUACAAGGCCCGGUUGGAAUCAUCCAAGCAAAUGGGGCACGUCCUCGCCGAGAAGGAGCUCCUCAGCACGUUUCACCAUCCAUUCGUUCUCAAGUUCCUUGUCGCGUUGCAAGAAGAGCGAAAAGUGUACAUCGUGACCGAAUCGUUGAUGGGCGGCGAGCUCUUCCAACGAAUUGUAAACGCUGCCGGCGUCCCGACCCCGCUCCCCAUGCCGCACGCGCGAUUUUACGCGGGUUGUGUCGUCAAGGCGCUGAAAUACCUCCACACGCGCAACGUGGCGUACCGCGACCUCAAGCCCGAAAACAUACUCCUGGACAACCACGGAUAUGCCAAGGUUGUCGACUUUGGGUUUGCCAAAAAGGUGACGAAAAAGACGUACACGUUGUGUGGCACCCCCGAGUACUUGGCGCCUGAGAUCGUCAUGGGGAUCGGCCACGGGUGCAUGGUGGACAACUGGGCGCUCGGCAUCUUGAUCUUCGAAAUGGUGAUGGGCGACUCGCCGUUUGCCGACGCCAAGGACGACCACAUGACGAUCUGUCGGUCGAUUUUGCGCGGGAGAAUUGAAUUCAAGAAGGACGCGGAUCCAGAAUGGCGACGACUUGUGGAAGGGCUCUUGACGCGCGAGCCCACGAAGCGCAUGAGUUGCCUGAGUGGCGCCGUCGAGUCGCAUCCAUGGUUCGCCGGGUUUGCGUGGGACGAUCUGCUCGCGCUCAAGAUGCCGGCACCGUGGACACCCAACAUCGUUGCAGGCGACGACGUGCGAUGGUUCAGUCCCGUCGACGCGGAGGAGCUGAAGGACCUCAAGGAAUGGGACUUUGUCCGGCCAGAGAAAGAUUGGAGCGCGUUUUAAGUCACGUGGAUUUGUGUUUGUGUGAGGAGUCC
Aphanomyces invadans is the source of this 2468-nucleotide messenger RNA. RefSeq names its product AGC/PKA protein kinase. Gene Ontology annotation, cellular component: cAMP-dependent protein kinase complex. Gene Ontology annotation, biological process: peptidyl-serine phosphorylation; signal transduction. Gene Ontology annotation, molecular function: cAMP-dependent protein kinase activity; ATP binding. The coding region runs from base 58 to 2436 and encodes 792 amino acids. Lineage: Eukaryota; Oomycota; Saprolegniomycetes; Saprolegniales; Verrucalvaceae. The transcript has 11 exons. The record is from RefSeq and is a predicted model, not a curated record.